Molecule: messenger RNA, 957 nt
Organism: Micromonas pusilla CCMP1545
Lineage: Eukaryota; Viridiplantae; Chlorophyta; Mamiellophyceae; Mamiellales; Mamiellaceae
Exons: 1
Coding region: 1-957 (318 amino acids)
Source: RefSeq, a predicted model, not a curated record
AUGUCGCCGCUCGGAGGCCGCCUCGCGCUCGCCGCGACGGCGAAACACCCGGGGAUCAAGCGCACGCGCGCGCUCACGCUGCAGUCCCCGUCCGCGGCGACGCACGUCCCGAAAUGCGGCCGCGGGUGCGACGUCCUCGACGACGUCGUCGCGGACGACGUCGAAAAGCGCGAUGAUCCCUCGCGUUCGACCACGACGACGACGACGGCGGCGAGGCACGCGCGGCGGCGCAGCCUCGACGCGAACUUCACGAUGGACGGCGUCGCUUCUCUCGCCGCGACGACGGCGGCGGCGGCGGCGGACGUCCUGUCGCCGAAACGCGCCGCGCACGCGCGAUGCGCGUCCGGCCCGCUCAGCGCGCGCGGGCUGGGAUCCGCGGAGGACGCGCUACUCCGAGGACGCGACGGCAUCGCGUACAUCGACGGAACGAAGAUGCCGCGCGACGGGUGGUACCAGCGGUGUUUCGGGUGCGGGUCGUGGACCGCGCAGAGCGUCGUGCUCGGCGACUUCGAGGUGUUUCGCUGCGCCGCGUGCGCGAAGGAGUUCCGCCGCAGGAGUCGCGCCUCCGCGGCGGCGGAUGACGCCGACGACGGCGUCGCCGCGAGGAGGCGGAGCUCCGACGCGACGUCGACGACGUCGACGACGUCCUCCGACGCGGAGGACGACGAGACGACGGCGUCGUCGUCGAGUCCGAAUCUGAUUCCGAAUAAUCCGGACCCGCGCGCGAGGACGGCGAGGAAGAUCGCCAUUCGCCGCCGCCGCAGACGGAGCGUCGGCGAAGCCGCCGCCGCGGAGCUGCCCGCCGUGGACGCGCGAACGCUCACGACGCUGGUGAGCAAACUGAGGAGGUUUCUCAUCGAGGCGCGGCCGAAGAACGGCGUGGAGUGCUCGAUGACGCGGCGGACGCACGCGUCGGGGAUGUUGCCGACGUCUCCGCGUCCCGCGGCGGCGUCGUGA